GUACGCGGGGAGACCGAGGGCGCGGGGCCGCGGGGGCCGCGGGGGCCGCGGAGCUGCGCUGCCGAGCCGAGCGGAGGAAGAAGCCGGGACUAGCGGGACCGGAGGGCCUGGUUUCAGCACCAGGCGGAGCGCGGCGAUCAGCGGGGAGGGCCGAGGCCAGCUGCCAUGUCCUCCACGGUCAACAACGGGGCGGCCAGCAUGCCCUCCCCACCGGACGCGGCGAACGGCUUCCCGCAGCCCGGCGCCUCCUCGGGGGCCUGGCCGCGGACGGAGGAGGAGUUGCGCGCCGCCGAGCCGGGCCUGGUGAAGCGCGCGCACCGCGAGAUCCUGGACCACGAGCGCAAGCGGCGCGUGGAGCUCAAGUGCAUGGAGCUGCAGGAGAUGAUGGAGGAGCAAGGGUACUCAGAGGAGGAGACCCGGCAGAAGGUCAGGACUUUCCGGCAGAUGCUGAUGGAGAAGGAAGGAAUGCUCACCAGGGAGGACCGACCUGGGGGCCACAUCGUGGCGGAGACCCCGCGGCUGCUCGAGGGCGCGGAGCCGGGCUUGGAGUACGCGCCCUUGGACGAGGACGACGGCCCGGUGGACUGCGACUGCCCGGCCGCCUGCUACCGCGGGCACCGAGGGUACAGAACCAAGCACUGGUCCAGCAGCUCCGCGUCGCCCCCUCCCAAGAAGAAGAAGAAAAAGAAAGGCGGCCACCGGCGAAGCCGCAAAAAGAGGAGACUGGACUCUGAGUGCAGCUGUGGCAGCUCCUCACCCCUGCGCAAGAAGAAGAAAAGCGUGAAGAAGCACCGCAGAGACAGGUCUGAUUCCGGGUCCCGGAGGAAGAGACGACACAGAUCUCGAAGCCCCAAGAGCAAAAGAAAAGAGAAGAACAAAGAGAGGAAGAGGCCACACGGGGAGUCCCCAGGUCGGAGGUCCAAUCGCCACAGCAGCGGCAGCUCCCAGAGCCCCUCCCUCUCCUCCCGUUACAGCGAUUCCAGAUCGCCCAGCAGGCUGAGCCCCAAGCACCGAGAUGACGGGCGGAAGACAGGCAGCCAGCGGUCCAGCGGGAGCCGGUCGCCCUCCCCGUCUGGCGGCAGCGGAUGGGGGUCGCCCCAGCAGAACGGCGGCAGCAGACAGCGGAGCGGAGCGCACGGGGGCCGCCCCGGCUCGGCGCACAGCCCGCCAGAUAAGCCCAGCUCGCCCUCGCCCAGGGCCCGCGACCAGGCGGAGGCCGGCGCAGCCACGCCGCCCGCGCGGGGCAAGGAGAGCCCGAGCCCGCGCUCGGCGCCGUCGUCUCAGGGCAGAGGAGGCCGCGCGGCGGGCGGGGCGGCCAGGCGGCGGCGGCGGCGGCGGCGGCGGCGGCGCUCCCGGUCCUCGGCGUCCGCGCCCCGCCGCAGGGGCCGCCGGCGCGCCCGGCCCGCGCCGCCCCGGGGCUCGUCGCGCUCGCUCAGCAGGGCCCGCUCCAGCAGCGACUCCGCCGGCGGCGGCGGCGGCGGCGCCCCGGAUCCCGGGCCCGAGCCCGGCUCCGAGCGAGGCCACGGCGCGCACGGGAAACGGACCAAGGAGCGGCCCCCGCGCGCCCGGCCGGCCAGCACCUCCCCGUCCCCGGGCGCGCACGGCAGGCACGGCGGCCCGGAGGGGAAGAGCUCGUCGCGCAGCCCGGGCCCCCACCCGCGCUCGUGGAGCUCCAGCCGCUCGCCCUCCAAGUCCCGCUCGCGCUCUGCGGAGAAGAGGACCCGCAGCCCCAGCCGCUCGCCGUCGCCCAAGAAAACCCUGGGCCGGGACAAGGACGGCGAGGGCCGCGCGAGGCACGCCGAGGCCGAGGCCGCCCGCGCGCGGCGCCGCUCCCGCAGCUACUCGCCCAUCCGCAAGCGGCGCCGGGACUCGCCCAGCUUCAUGGAGCCGCGGCGCAUCACCAGUGCCCGAAAGCGUCCCAUCCCCUACUACCGGCCCAGCCCCUCGUCCUCCUCCAGCUGCCUGAGCAGCGACUACUCAAGCCGGAGCCCCAGCCACAGCCCCAGUCCAGGCCACAGCCAUGGAAGCUACAGCAGCCGCAGCCGUGGGACCCGCAGCCGCACACGCAGCCCCUCCCGGACCCCCAGUCCCAGCUACCACAGCCGGAGCAGCUCAGAGAGUGGGGGCUUCUGAGCCCAGACAGACUGAGCUUGGUGCCCCCUGGCAUAGGGAAAGGCAAGGGGUCAGGCCCCAGGACCAUGAGGGGGCCUGCACCCCUCUGCUACAAAGAGGUCCCCAGGCCAGGGAAGACCUUGAGGGUGGGCGCCCUGCAGAGGAGGAGGA
This is a messenger RNA of Lutra lutra (Eurasian river otter), 2283 nucleotides long. It is a transcript of the gene SRRM3, whose product is annotated as serine/arginine repetitive matrix 3. The transcript has 15 exons. Gene Ontology annotation, molecular function: mRNA binding. NCBI's taxonomy places the organism in Eukaryota, Metazoa, Chordata, Mammalia, Carnivora, Mustelidae. Bases 166 to 2133 code for a protein of 655 amino acids. The record is from RefSeq and is a predicted model, not a curated record.